Messenger RNA from Leptidea sinapis, 686 nucleotides. RefSeq names its product NADH dehydrogenase [ubiquinone] 1 beta subcomplex subunit 6 (gene ND-B17). The record is from RefSeq and is a predicted model, not a curated record. The transcript has 3 exons. NCBI's taxonomy places the organism in Eukaryota, Metazoa, Arthropoda, Insecta, Lepidoptera, Pieridae. Gene Ontology annotation, biological process: mitochondrial electron transport, NADH to ubiquinone. The coding region runs from base 133 to 621 and encodes 162 amino acids.
UGUCUUUGUCUAGUUGAUGUCUAGAAUGAAUUUUAUAUUAGGUACAAAAUACAAAACAAAUCGAAUCACUUUUAACUUUUCUCCAUAAGGAGUGAUAUUAUUGCUAGGUUAAUUAAAGUUUAGAAAGAUAUAAUGGCGCAAACAGCAGGUGUCCAACCUAUGCCCAUAGCUGGUCGAGUAGCCAUAGAACGAGAAAGAUGUUUAGGAAUGACUGCCGCCGAGAGAGAAUGGCGUAAACAGUGGUUAAAGGAUCAAAUAUUGGCUCCCAACGAACCUGUCCAUGUCGAAGAAUACUGGAGAGAGAGAACUAAUCCUAUUCGGCGAUUUUACCGGUGGCCACUAGAUACUUUAUACCGUGUUCUUUCCCCUGUUUUGGGUGAAACAAGAGCUGCUGACUAUAGGUACAUUAUUGGAAAAACAGGAUUGAUUGCUGUUGGAAUUUUGUGUACUCAUUAUUAUUUCAAAUAUAAUGGGAAUGACUGGACCAAAAAAGGUGGUUGGAGAGUUAUAAAAUCAAAACCAAUGGUUCUCCCUGGACAGGAUGGUUUCCCAUUCCAGUCACAAAUGAAGGAAUCAGAUUAUGCAGCGAGAGGAUUUAAAAAUUCUGUUUUCUUCAAGUAGUCAAACACCAGAUUCUAAUCACCUAUGAAAUGUUAUAGAAAAUAAAUGUUUUACCUAGGAUUCAA